UUCAGUCUGCUUUCGACGCGCAUUCAACCCUCACCUAAUCGAAAAAAAUAUCUUAAGCUUAAACCAAUAUAAAGCCUUUUUAUAUAAAUCGGUUUGAAAUUGUUGUUAUAUCUUUCAAAUUCAAAUUUGAUUAAAAAUCUAAAUUUGUAUCAAAAAGUGAUUGAUUGUUCAAAUUUGGCAAAAAAUUAAAUUUAUACCAAUCAAACCUCCUCCAUCAGUGUUAUGAAAAGUGAUCGUGAAAAAAAUUAAAACAAAUUUUAUAAUUUACACUGUUAAAUAAUAUAAAAUUUUCGUUUUUGUUUUAUAAAACUAAUAAAUUACAAGCUACUCGAAGUUUAAUAUUUCGUGUUUGAGAAAAAAAAAAUUGUUUAAAAAUUUGAAAUCGAAUCUGAUCGCAAAGGAGAUAAGCUUCCGGGAAUUUUCUGACUCAAAUUAUACGAGAAGCAAGGAAAAUUUUCAACUUUUAUCAAAGAACAACCAAAGUCACAAUAAAUCGACAAGUGUGGUGUAAACAGUAGAAGUGUCCUGGGGGAGGACCCACACACAAUCACAUACAAAAUGAAGACAAGUCCCGCAUCUAAUCAUGUCUACUUCAAUGACGGCUUCAACUGUUCAUCCUACAGCAUUACAACAAAUGCAGACGAAAAUGGUGGGUCCCAAGGAUCAAAUGAAUUCAUAUUGACAGAAGAUGGCAAAAAAAUCAUACCACCCACAAAACCUUUGGCCUGUGCAAAAAGUUGGCUCAGAGACAGAACGAAAAAAUCGUUUACGAAAAAAAUUCUUCACAAACGUUUUCCAAUCCUGCGAUGGUUUCCUAAUUAUUCCAGUACUGAUGCAAUUGGUGAUCUAGUAGCUGGAAUAACUGUUGGCUUAACUGUGAUACCCCAAGCUUUGGCUUAUUCUGGAAUAGCUGGACUUCCAGCAGCAUACGGUUUGUAUGGCUCAUUCCUUGGCUGUUUUGUAUACAUUUUUUUGGGUAGUUGUAAAGAUGUUCCUAUCGGUCCAACAGCUAUUGCUGCUCUACUCACUUUUCAAACAGCCCAUGGAUCAUGGGAAAAAGCAGUGUUACUCUGUUUUCUAUGCGGAAUAGUUGAACUUCUUAUGGGUCUAUUCAAUUUAGGUUUUCUAAUUGAUUUUGUAUCUGGACCAGUUUCUUCGGGUUUCACAUCGGCUGUUUCGUUAAUUAUUGUAACAAGUCAGAUUAAAGAUAUUCUAGGAAUUCCUGCGAAAGGAUCUACUUUCAUUGAAAUUUGGACACACAUAUUUGAGAAUAUAAGAGAAACUCGCUACUUGGAUACGGUAUUGGGCUUAACGUGCAUUGUUAUCUUAUUGGCAAUGAGGCGUUUGGCAUCAUUAAAAAUCGGUGGCAAGGAUGAAACUUCUUGGACCAAAUUUGACAAACUGAUGAACAAGAUCUUUUGGAUUAUUGGAACUUCAAGAAAUGCAAUUUUGGUUAUUGUUUGUGGAGCAAUGGGAUAUUAUUUCAAUACUACAGAACAUGGUGUACCAUUUAGGGUAAUUGGAUACAUUCCACCAGGGUUACCAACAUUCCAGCUACCACCAUUUUCAAUCACUACGAAUACCACAGAUGGUAUUAAGACGGAAUCAUUUGGAGAAUUGAUCAGUGGAAUGGGAUCUGGUUUGAUUGUUGUUCCACUGAUUUCCCUAAUGGAGAAUAUUGCCAUCUGCAAAGCUUUUGCAAAUGGAAAACCCGUUGAUGCCACACAAGAACUCAUUGCAAUUGGUGCAGCUAAUAUCGUGAAUUCAUUCGUUCAAGGAUUUCCCGGAACUGGUGCUCUUAGCAGAGGAGCUGUAAAUCAUGCCAGUGGUGUACGAACUCCAAUGGGAAAUAUUUACUCCGGAGCGUUGGUUAUUUGUGCUCUGAUGUUCUUCACUCCAUACUUUGAAUUCAUUCCAAAGCCAACACUGGCUGCAAUCAUAAUUGCUGCAGUAGUAUUUAUGGUCGAAAUAAAAGUGAUCAAACCAAUGUGGAGAUCUAAAAAAAUCGAUUUACUACCUGGAUUGGCAACAUUCCUUGCAUGCCUGGCUCUACCCUUAGAAGUUGGAAUUCUCCUUGGAAUGGGUCUAAAUGUCAUCUUUAUUCUCUACAAUGCAGCUCGACCAAAACUAACAACCGAAAUUCUAACAACCCCCGGUGGAGUUGAAUAUCUCAUAAUCACCCCUGAUCGCUGUUUAAUCUUUCCCUCAGUGGAUUAUGUACGCAAUCUUGUUACUAAACAUUCAAUGCGUCAAAAUCUACCAGUUGUCAUUGAUGCAUCACAUGUCUAUGGAGCUGACUAUACAGCUGCCACAGUAAUUGAAUCACUCUUCCAUGAUUUUGCUGAUCGUGGUCAAUUGCUUUUCUUCUAUAAUCUUAAACCAAGUGUUUGUACUAUUUUUGAGAGUCUUACACCUGAUGAUUUUGCUGUUUAUUAUCAAGAAGAACAAUUAGAUGAAUUACUUAAAGAAAGAAAUUACUCACAACAAAAGAAACCAGAAGUGACAGUGUAACUUUAAGUUAUAAGUGAUAAGUUUUUUUUCUUCUGGAAUGGUUUUUGUUAACUACCAUGUAUUGAACUCGCUGUAGUUGUUGUUGUGAUUCUAAAUUUAAAAGUGUUUAAAAAAAUCACUUUUACAUUUAGACAAAAAAAAAAAGGGUAGGACCUCUAAAAGUGUCUUACAUAACUGCACACACUAAUUUUUAAGUACGAUAUUUAUUUAUUUAGUUUUUUAAUUAAAUAUAAAACAACUUUUUGUAUAAGAAUUUGUUUAAGUAUAGGUUAGCCUCUUAGAAUUAAAAAUGAUUUUAUAAACCAAUCAAAAACACUCAAUUGUUGAUUUACUGACAAAUUUUUGUUGGGUCAAAAUUCACUGACAGAUUAUUACCCAUUUUAAACUACACUUCCUUAAAAGAAUAAUAUUCGUUUAUAAAGAAGAAUAUUGACAACUUUCAGUGAAUUGGUACUCAUGCUCAUUAAAAAUUGUAUCUUUCUAAAUAAAAAAAAAAAAAAUUCGUUAAGUUGGUUUUAAAAAGUUCUUGGGACCGUUUAUGUAUUACAUAGAUAUUUUAGUCAUGUUUAAAUCGUACGAUAAUGUACUUAGAGUGAACUAAAUAGCUAUUGCAAUAUUAUGCAGACACAUUUAUAAUUAUUGUAAUUUGAAAUAUAAAAACUUUUAGUUAUUAAGUUUAAUUUUAAAAAUAAUAAAUACGAGAUGUUGA
Molecule: messenger RNA, 3220 nt
Organism: Episyrphus balteatus (marmalade hoverfly)
Lineage: Eukaryota; Metazoa; Arthropoda; Insecta; Diptera; Syrphidae
Gene: Esp
Product: sodium-independent sulfate anion transporter
Exons: 7
Coding region: 559-2511 (650 amino acids)
Biological process (GO): transmembrane transport
Cellular component (GO): membrane
Molecular function (GO): sulfate transmembrane transporter activity
Source: RefSeq, a predicted model, not a curated record